This is a messenger RNA of Dipodomys ordii (Ord's kangaroo rat), 937 nucleotides long. It is a transcript of the gene Hvcn1, whose product is annotated as hydrogen voltage gated channel 1. Gene Ontology annotation, cellular component: plasma membrane. Gene Ontology annotation, molecular function: voltage-gated proton channel activity. Gene Ontology annotation, biological process: proton transmembrane transport. NCBI's taxonomy places the organism in Eukaryota, Metazoa, Chordata, Mammalia, Rodentia, Heteromyidae. The transcript has 5 exons. Bases 1 to 636 code for a protein of 211 amino acids. The record is from RefSeq and is a predicted model, not a curated record.
AUGGCCUCGAGGCCGACCGCAAGGUUGCACACGGCGACCGCACUCACGCGACGGGCACACACGCCGCAGAUGGCGGCUGCCCAUAAACUAGAGGAGGCUCCUGGCUGGUCUCUGCGGAAGGUGGUGGUCAUCUGCCUGGUGAUCCUGGAUGCACUCCUGGUGCUUGCCGAGCUCAUCCUGGACCUGAGGAUUAUCCAGCCCGACAAGAACAACUAUGCGGCCCAGGUGUUCCACUUCAUGAGCAUCGCCAUCCUGUUCGUCUUUAUGGUGGAGGUUUUCCUGAAAAUCUUCAUCUUCCACCUGGAGUUCUUCCACCACAAGUUUGAGAUCCUGGACGCCAUUGUGGUGGUAGUGUCUUUUGUCCUGGACAUUGUCCUUCUGUUUCGGGAACACGAGUUCGAGGCCCUGGGCCUGCUGAUCCUGCUGCGGCUGUGGCGUGUGGCCCGGAUCAUCAACGGGAUCAUCAUCUCGGUGAAGACGCGCUCCGAGCGGCAGCUCCUGCGGCUGAAGCAGAUGAACGUCCAGCUGGCCGCCAAGAUCCAGCACCUGGAGUUCAGCUGCACGGAGAAGGAGCGCGAGAUCGAGAGGCUGCACGGGCUGCUGCGCGGGCACGGGCUGCUGCCGGGCGAGGCCUAGGCCUCGGGGAGGGCGGGAGGCCCGGCCCCGCCGCACCGCGGACCGCGGGGACCGACGUCCGCCCCGUCCACUCCGUCCUCGGUUCCCGCGGGUGGCGGGCCGCGCGCCCUCUGCAAGGAGAAGCAGCCGCUUGGCGAAAAGCCCUCCAUUCCCGCUUUGUAAGGAGCUGGUGUUGGGGCGCCGGCCCUGGGGGGUGAGGCCCAGCGGCACCCCGGCUUCCAGCCGCUCCGCCUUUCCCCCUUCACUGCGGUCCACGCUGCGCCUGCAACCUGCCUGCGCCCCCCCAUCCCCGCACCCCUGC